Pecten maximus is the source of this 4587-nucleotide messenger RNA. RefSeq lists its product as uncharacterized. Lineage: Eukaryota; Metazoa; Mollusca; Bivalvia; Pectinida; Pectinidae. Gene Ontology annotation, biological process: protein O-linked glycosylation via mannose. The coding region runs from base 659 to 2404 and encodes 581 amino acids. The record is from RefSeq and is a predicted model, not a curated record. The transcript is spliced from 2 exons. Gene Ontology annotation, cellular component: Golgi apparatus.
GUACUUCUCUGUCGGUCGAUAUCGGUAACAUAAUCCAGACGAACAUGUUAUAUAAAGCUAUAUAAAAACAGACUAUAAUAACACAGUACUCUGUGUUUAGAAAGGAGACCAAGUUUGAAAUACAGCCGUCCUUUACUUGGUUUAGUUGUAGUGACACACGCGAGUUCCACUACGACCUGUUGUAAGCUAUUUUAUCAACUAAUUAAAACAUGUGUGCUGUCGGUGCCGUCUGAUCCAAGUACCUGUGGUCUGAUCGACCCAAAUACCCGCUGGACAGCGGUUAAAUCCACGUCGGACGAAACCUACUAGACUGUCGACAAGGCUGCUCGUGGCCUGUCGAUCAGUUGUACUCGUUUGUCGGAGCUGUGUAAUACAAUAACAAAAACAUUUUUGAAGACAGUAACAUAUCGGGAUUUUUUUUUUGUUAUUAUUACUUGAUAUGACACAAGGACAUUUUUCAAGAGUCACGUGAUUACCUGUUUCGUCAGGAAUUAAGGAAGUGACAACGUGAAUCGUUCUAAAAUCGUCUAGUGCUGUGAUGUCGAUCGAAUAUUCCAUUUUAAAAUGGGGAAGUGCUUGAUGCUGUAGUUUCAUGAAUUUAUCUGUGUACGCAAACCAAACAGGAUUUCUUUACUUCGUGUGGAUUUAAUACAUAAAGAUGUCUUCACCAAACGUCAACGUUUACCUGGUGAUGUGUUUUAUAUUGGGAGGUAUGCUGAUUCUUCAACUUUUCUUUCAAAUGCGAUGUACGGACAACGAAAACUAUGCACCAAGCCCACAGUAUUCUGAUACCUGCACCGAGACAAUAGAUAUCUCAACAAUAAAGGUAAAUGUGUCAAAUAUCCCUCGGCAGAUAUUUGAUGUAGCCAUGUAUCUGAAAAAGGCGAGGAUUCAUGCAAGGGGAUCUAAAACACAGAGGGCUUUAAAACAUGCAAGUGAGCAUAUGGACGCAAUACUGAAAGGAUUUGGAACCUCCUUUGAAGACGCCACAAAACGGAAAGUGCAUGAACCAAGUAGUAUGUGUCCCGAGUAUUAUGUUGAUAAAAUGAAUGGUUACAAAAUCAGGGAAUGCUCCCAUGCUAAGCCUCUUGAUCAGAUAGUCACAAUUCUUCGUCUCGACCAUGGCUCACCUACAAACACAAAGUUUAUCAAAGAUACCUACGAUACAAACAUCCCAAUGAUAGUUGGUGACUACGGUGGGAAUGUUAAGGAAAAGAGUAAUGUACGUGUAAAGAACAUGGCAUCUUCGGUCAAAGAAGGGGAUGCAUUGAACACAUUAAUGAAAGAAGUAAAAACCAAAUAUACAUUAGUUUUAAGAAAUGUAAUAGGACUUGAUUCAAAUGCAAGACUUGAACGACUUGUGCGUGAGAUUGAAAUUUUAAAUCUUAACGCAGUAGGCGGGGCUAUCAGAAACUCUGAUAAUGUUUGGAGUUUAGGUUGCCAUCAGAGAGUGUUCCAGAACUUCACGAUGGUAUAUAAGGAAGGGUAUGAUGAGUCAAUGCACGACUGUGUGCUUUGUGAUCACGUGGAUGGGCCUUUUCUUAUCAAAACGGAAAAGUUAAAUCAAAUCAAAUUUGAUAGUAGUUUGACAUCUAUGGGAUUAUACGAGGAUUUCUUCAUCAGACUUAAUACGGAGGUUGCUAUUUGUGCUGACUCCUUGUUUGAUAUGGAUUUUCCACGCCGUAGUAAGAUCACAAAUGACUGGGAGAAAUUUGGACGAAAACGGAAUCUUUACAGGUUAAAGUUUUCUUUUGGACUGACUAUAGACUUUGGAUGCAAUUACGCGUAUCCAUGCCAGAGACAAAAAGGGUUUAUUAGAUCACCGUGCUGUAUUCAGGAACUGGCAGACUUAAGUUUUGGUUUCAUGGAUAUGUGUGAAAAAAUAAAUGCAUCGUGUCAAUUGAAUGCUGGAUCAAUUCUCAGUGCUGUGAAAAUGUACAAUAUUAUCCCAUGGGAAGCAGACGCAGAUCUCAACUUUUGGUGUCAAGAUUUUACAAGAUUAAAAAACGCCGGAUUAAAACUGAGUUCAAGAGGCAUACGAGUCGGAGUGGAACAUUUAAGUAAUUGUGCUCCAAAAGCCAUUCCAGCGCAAUUAGGUGCAAGGUCCAAACACUGGCAUGCGGAUAUCUGGUCACGUGAUACGAUGGAAUCAUACGAAGUAAGGUCUAAACUUCGUAAUUUGACCAGAAUUCCACAUAAUGGACAUUUAGUUAACGGAAUGAGAAACCCAGCAUUAUUUGCACGUAAUAUGUAUUCAAAUAUCUUCCUGCACAGACAGCAUUUUAGGGAAGUAGGGACUAAGAAGAUUUAUAUAUUUUCAAAGUGUCCGAAAGGGGACGCGCAUGAUUGCAUAGACAAUUACUAUACGGACGGAAAUAUUCAGUUUCAAGACCCGAUAGCAUAGAAUCGUGGAUGGCUUUCAUAUGUACCGCUAUACAUAAACUAAUUGCAUUUUCAUAGUUGAAUGGUUGAAUGUAUGGAUGGUACAUAAUAAAAUCGAUAGGACAAUUGAAUGUUAAAUUACCGACAUUUUAAUUUGCUCACAAAAGCAAAAUACGAAGUAAACUUCCGGUGUAAUUGCUAUUGGUAUCAAAUAAUGCUUGUGAUAAGAUUUACUUUGAGAUUAUCCAUAUGUCAGUUUCCUCUGUAUCACUAAUUAGACAUGGUCCGAUAUAGUCGGAUUCUAUAACCAUUAACAAUGUGUCAGUAUGGCGCAUCGUUGCUUACAAUGAUAGAAUAGAGCAUAGCAGUGUUUACGUAAAUGACUAUAGGUUUAAGAAUACAUAGUUAUCGCCGUUAGAAUUGUUACAUUUUAAAAUGUCCAUUCUUUACAGAGAGAAGUAAUAUAUCAAAUAAACAGUUAUUCGAAAUAUCGAUAAAAAUUUGAAAAUAUAUUGAUUUGCACGGAGACAUUUAAAACGUACAAGGAGUCAUACAUAUAUUCAAAAUGAACCUAAGGCAUGACACUAAAACCGCAAGGCAUAUCAACAAUGAAAAACAAUGAAACAACGGUCAUGAUACUGCUGUGAAUUCCAAAUCGAUAAGUAGGCCACGGUAUGUGAUACUAAACUCACUUAAAGUAAAGCAUAUUGCACAUUUUCUUGAAUAAACAAUACCGUAUUUACGAUAAAUUUUCCACAAACUGUUUUAAUAAUUACACUCUUUUGAGACAAUGUGGUAUGGAUUUUCUACAUGUAUAUACUGUAGAUAUUUUAGAGGUGUUGUUAUUAAUCGCUUUCCGCGUUGAAAGGCUUCCAUUUCCGCCCACUAAAUUAUGAUACCGCUUCUUAGAAUAUUUAUUUUCUAUGAAAACAAUUUCAAAUGUGUCAAUUCAUUAUUACGCUGAUCUAUUUAAAUUCUGUUAGGCGCUAAAAUUUUAGUCCGCCAAAAUGUUUACAGUAAUAUGUUAAUUGGUAGAAAUACUUCUUCAUUUACAGUGGGAGACACGUCGCUUUAAAUAAAUCUAAAAGUAAACAAAUGCUUGACAAUUGAUCGGGAGUGUUUAAAAUACAUAGGGUCUCCGGGGACGUUCGUUCUUCAGCGGACUUUGGAUACCCACAGCUCGGAGUUUAAAUCCUAUCAUAUAUUGAAUUUACAAUGAUAUCUUCUAUUUGCUAUGAGUCUUUUGUUCAAUGUAUCAUUGACUCUGGCUACUAAAGUAGUAUUGAAUGUCAUCUUCAAUAGUCCGCAGCAAGUUUUCCUGUUCUAGACAUUUUAUCUGACAUAUUCGUCUAUAUAACUAUUGUGACGUCACAAAACAAAGCGCGUGUAUUCGACAAAUGUUGCACCAGUGCAGAUAUUUGCUUGAUUGAUUAAACUCACCAUUGUAUUAAAAACAGACAAUCUCUUAGUAAAUAAAAUGAAAGAUUUACACUCAAAUGUUGAGGAUAUACAAAACCUGCUGAGUACAAACGAGACCUGAUUUAUUUUUCACACUCCCGAUCGAUUAAAAAGAAUCUGGUUAAUUUGGAUUUAUUUAAAGUUACAUGUAUAACAUUUUGAGUGUAGUAGUAUUUCUAUCAAUCAAGGUAUUACUGUUAACAAAGGUAUUUUUGCGGACUCAUACUCUAGCGCACAAAGGACAAUGCCAAUUACCAAAAAUAUAAUUUCGCUGAAAUGUUCAAUUGCUGAAGAAACACAACUAGUAUAUUUACAUUGAACAUGAAUCGCACAUGUUCGAGUAUCAGCAUUUUUAUGAAAAGUCAAUGUUAAACAUCAAAUGAAAGAAAAAAUAAUUAUACGAAAUUACAAAUAUUACAGUUUUUUUUUUCACAUGACUACAUGAAUAUCAAUUCAAUAACCAGGUAGUUAGGCAUGGGGCACGGUAUUCCGAGUAUUGCUCCCUUUCUAUAGUAAAGAAUUUCAUUAAUCUUUGUUAAAAUAUUUCAUAUCUAUUAUUCAUGUCGCAUAAAUGUUUAAUUUACACAUCUAAUAAUGAAGAGAGAGAAAAUGAAUGAGGAGGUACUUAUUAACUAUGGUAUGGUUAAAAUAUAGAGGAUAUCUAACAGUGUUUUCAGUAAUACCAAAUAUAUUUCACGAGUGGGGCUAAUAUUUUGAUAUUUUUCACGAGUGCGCAGCACGAGUGAA